Durotheca rogersii is the source of this 1264-nucleotide messenger RNA. RefSeq names its product RTA1-domain-containing protein. NCBI's taxonomy places the organism in Eukaryota, Fungi, Ascomycota, Sordariomycetes, Xylariales, Xylariaceae. Gene Ontology annotation, cellular component: fungal-type vacuole; plasma membrane. The record is from RefSeq and is a predicted model, not a curated record. The coding region runs from base 188 to 1132 and encodes 314 amino acids. The transcript has 3 exons.
CAACGCGUGCGUGUUUAUAUUCAGACGUGAGCGAGAAGCAUCAUCUAGUGACACCGUGACCCUUGAGGCAGCCAACCCGGAUUCUCGACGUCGAAUCUCAUAAUCUUUCUCCCUCUCCUCUCUGCGAGCUGCUUGCCGAUAUACCUGCCCAUACAGCUACCUAGCGACGUCGACAACUCGCGCAGAGAUGGACGAGCUGCCCCUCCUGCCGAACGGCCAGCCGAUGAUACCGUACGGCCCGGACGCCACCUGCACGCUGGAGCUGUGCCCGAUCGAGUGGUCAGUCCUGCAGUACCGCCCGGACCUGGCCGCCAACAUCAUCUUCCUCUGCCUGUUCUUCGUCCUCCUCGUAGUCCACGUCGUUCUGGGCUUCCGAUGGCGUAGCUGGUGGUUCAUGGGUUGGGUGGUAUGCGGCAACAUCAAUGAGAUCAUCGGCUACGGGGGCCGCAUCAUGCUCUACCUCAACCCGUUCAGCUUCGCCGGGUUCAUGAUACAAAUCAUCUGCGUCGGCUGCGGCCCCGUCUUCUACUCGGCAGCCAUCUACGUGACGAUGAGCAAGACCGUCGAGGCCCUCGACCCGUCCCUGUCCCGGAUCAAGCCGAAUCUGUACUACAUCGUGUUUAUGGCCUGCGAUACCGUGGCGCUUAUCUUCCAGGCCGUUGGCGGCGGUCUCUCGAGCUCGACCUCCGGAGAGAGCGAGGCCGCGGUCGACCUGAGCCUCGCGGGGCUGGUCUUCCAGGUGUUCUGCAUGGCGGUGUUCGGGGUGCUGAUGGGGGAGUACAUCUACCGGUACGCGCGGGCGCAGGGGGGGGCGGCGGCGAUCGGGGCGCGGCUGAAGCUGUUCCUGUGGGCGCUGAGCGCGGCCGUGCUGCUGAUCCUCGCGCGCUGCGCGUACCGCGUCGCCGAGCUCCGCGGCGGCUACCGCGGCGGCCUCGUCAGCAACGAGCCGCUCUUCGUCACGCUCGACAGCGUCCUCGUCGUCCUCGCCGCCGCCGCCCUCGCCGUCGGCCACCCCGGCCUCGUCUUCCUCCCCACCUACACCGGCCUCAAGCCCCCCAAGGGGCCCGCCGCCGCAGAGGAAGCCGGCCAGAAAGGAGAGGCCGAUAGCGCCAUCGCGCUCCAGGAUCGGUAAACUGGCUUGCUGGUCUGCGAAGGCCGUCACAUCCCGGCUGUUUUCUUCUAGGGAGCAAGGAUGCGGUAUAGAUGCUUGGUUAUGUGAAUAUGUGUAUAUAUCCUGUGCGGUCUAGUGGUUAUAGCCUUCCGG